AUGGCCUGGUGGUACCGGCUGCCCCUGGCUCUGCUGCUUCUCUGGGUCCCAGGCUGUUUGUCCCUGAGUGGCCCCAGCAGAGUGACAGGCACAGUGGGGGGAUCCCUGAGCGUGGAGUGUCGGUACGCGGAGAAAUACAAAGACAAUAGCAAAUACUGGUGCGGAGCCCCAUGUUUGUUACCGUGGAAGAUUGUGGAGACCAAAGAGUCAGAGAGAGAAGUGAUGAGGGGCCACGUGUCCAUCAGGGACCAUCCUGCAAACCUCACCUUCACAGUGACCCUGGAGAGCCUCAGAGAGGACGAUGCAGGAACGUACAUGUGUGGGAUCAUGGUACCAUUUUCACUUGACCCCACCGUCCAGGUUGUGGUGUCUGUGUUCCCAGCACCGGUGUCCACCCGCCCUACGACUGCGGCCGAGACCUCGACGAUCACAAUCAAUAUUUCAACGAUGUCAUUCACCACCCUGGCCAUGGCGAGUCCCACCUACAGCGCCAGCGACGCGGAGGAAGCCAUGCAGGGGUGGGGGCUCCAAGUGCCGCUGGCCUUGUUAGCACUUCUGCUGCUUCUUUUGGGGGGCAUCUCACUGCUGGCCUGGAGAAUGGUUCAGAGACGGAUCAAAGCUGGUGAGAAUCCAGAGCCUCCCCAGAACCCCAGUCGGGCUGCUGAGCAAAGUGAGCCCUGCUAUGAGAAUCUAGAGCUGCACGUGUGGCCCCUUCUGGAACAGCCCGUUCGACCCACACAGGCGGAGGUGGGAGACAGCACCUUGGGGCUCCCCAGUGAAAACCUUCACUACACCUCAGUGGUAUUUGAUUCCCGAAGCCAGGAUUCUAAGAUGGACAGAAUUCCCUCCCAGAAGCCCCAGACGCAGGAGUCAGUGUACAGCGUGGUUAAGAAGACAUAAGCUUGUGUCUCCAGCCUUGCCAACUGGAGGGCUCUGCGGGUCACAGGAGGCCCAGGGCUCAGCCCCCACCCACGUCUGCCUCCACCUGCUCCCCUUGAUGUUGAUCGACAAGGCAGCAGGGCUCCCCAGGACUGUCCGUCUUGUGCCAUCAGCCAGGCUGGCUUCAUUGAGGACGACCGGGAAUGGGGUUCUGGAUGGACCUGUGGGAAACCUUCCAUCCUACUGGCUCUCGAUGCAUCUUUCCCGUCUUCUCUGCUUCAUCCCAGCUCUGUGUGUGGAGGGCAGGAGCUCAGCCCCAUGUGACUCCAGGAAAAGAUGUGGCUCAUGUAGGGUGGUACCUUCGAAUAGUUUUGUAAAUCACAGCCCCAUGGAAAUGUCUGGGAUUGCUGGGGAGUGGGGAGAACUGAUGGAGACCCAGAAGAAUACAAAGGCACUGAAGGCUGGGUCCCCCUCAUCUUACAGACAAGGAGACUAAGACCCAGAGAGAAGAGAGUCUUGCCCAUGGCUCCAGAAC
Physeter macrocephalus (sperm whale) is the source of this 1414-nucleotide messenger RNA. It is a transcript of the gene CD300A, whose product is annotated as CD300a molecule. The transcript is spliced from 7 exons. The record is from RefSeq and is a predicted model, not a curated record. Gene Ontology annotation, cellular component: plasma membrane. The coding region runs from base 1 to 900 and encodes 299 amino acids. Gene Ontology annotation, molecular function: transmembrane signaling receptor activity. NCBI's taxonomy places the organism in Eukaryota, Metazoa, Chordata, Mammalia, Artiodactyla, Physeteridae.